Molecule: messenger RNA, 1986 nt
Organism: Elaeis guineensis (African oil palm)
Lineage: Eukaryota; Viridiplantae; Streptophyta; Magnoliopsida; Arecales; Arecaceae
Source: RefSeq, a predicted model, not a curated record
CCUCUGCUCCACAACUUCCAACCCCACCACCCCUCCUCCCACUCCAUUAUAAUAAAAGAAUAGAGAAAAGAGGGAGCAGCAGUAGAGACAGAAGAGAAAAGAGCCUUGCAACACAAUUCUUCUCCCCUGCCCUCCACUCAUUGCUACAUUCCUUUAAUCAAGGGAUGAUGCAGGGGAGUACUAGAAGGAGGGCUGAAGCUAGAAAUGGGGUGGUGGCUGGCUCUGUCUGGGAUAAGAGGAUGAGAAUGGAUGAAGUGAAGGGUGGGAUGAAGGUGUUCAAUGGCGACAAGGGCCGCAAAGAUGAUGGGAAUGCCGACGAGGAUGGUGUCAGAACGUACCCAAAGCUUAGGCGAAACCAGAGCGAUAGCGUCUCAAUGGAGAGGAGGAAGAGGAGGACGGCGGCCGGUGGGUCGAUAGAGAAAAGCCCCGUUCAGCUGAGGAAAGCAAAAUCAGACUUGUCGAAUUCUCCAAAGAUUAGCAAUGGGCAUUGUGAGGAAAUUGGAGAGGAGAAGGACGUUUUGGGUGGUGCAGAGAAUGGUGGUGGGGUUGGGGAGAAACAAGUACUGCUUAUAGGUGAUGGGUGUGAGGAUGGUGGAGAUGAAGAGGAGGAGGUCUGUGAGAUUGAGGUAGAGGAGGAGAAGAAGAGCUUUGAUGAUAAGGAAAUGGAUAUACCAGUGGAGAAACAAAAGUGUGAGGAGGAUGAGGAGAGAAUUAAUCCGAUCCCGGUCGAGAAGCCGAAGAAUGUGGAGGAGGAGGAGAAGAGAAUUAAUAAGAUCGAUGAGAUAUCGGUGCCGCCCAAAGUAGAGAAGAAGCCGAUGCCGCCGGUGAAUCGCCGGGCAAUUCAUCCAGAAGCCGUAAAACCUACUCCCUCAGUUGAAGUAGAAGAAGAAAUUUUUGUGAGCACAUCUGGGACCACCCAAAGCAAAAUGCAGAACAUUGUGAAUUUGGUGAUGUGGAGGGAUGUAUCGAAAUCGGCAUUCAUCUUUGGUUUCGGGACAUUCUUCCUCGUCUCCUCUUCCUAUGUCCAGGAUCUUCAAUUCAGCCUAAUUUCAGCAAUGUCCUAUCUGGCUCUUGUCUAUCUCGCUUUAAUUUUCUUUGUCAAGUCCAUUCUCCGAAGGGGAACUACCACAGAAUAUGAUGAAAUGGAUGAGAGGUAUAUGGUGGGAGAGGAGGAGGCUAUCUGGCUACUGAGGCUGUUCCUUCCUUACAUAAACGAGCUAUUGUUAAAACUCAAAGCUCUUUUCUCUGGGGACCCUGCAGCUACCUUGAAGCUGGCAGUGCUACUAUUUGUGAUGGCCAGGUGUGGAGGCUCCAUCACGAUAUGGACAACGGCCAAACUGGUGUUCUUCGGAGUCUUCACCAUCCCAAAAGUUUAUUCUUCUUAUUCAACUCAGCUGGCAAGAUACGGGAAAUUUUGGUUGGAGAGAAUUAGAGAUGGUUGGGAGUCAUGCACCCACAAGAAAGCAGUAGCUGCGGCCAUCUUCACCCUCAUAUGGAACCUCUCCUCCGCUGUCGCUCGUAUUUGGGCCGUGUUCAUGCUGGUUGUGGCAUUCAAAUUUUACCAGCAAUGCAUAGUGGAUGAGUGGAGUGGGCAAGAGGAUGUGGGGGUGGAAGAAGGACAAGAAGAUUCCAAGCUAGGACAGAACCAUGUUCUUGGACUAGUACACCGACAGAGAGGUGGGCCAAGGCCUAAUGAGGUGAAGAUAAAGAAAAGAAUCUGAGAGUAGGGGAUGGAAGAGGAGACUGUAGUUUUUGUGGCCAUGGCCCAAUUGGAAAGAAAAUAGUCUAAAGGAGAAGAGAGGAGGGUGGGAGGUGUCAGCAAUCUUUUUCUCUUAAGAGGGCAUCUUCAUCAAUCACUAGGUCACUCUAGCAGAUGGAAUCCCUCUCAAGCAGAGGCCAAUAAUAAUAUUUACUAUUUUUCCUCUGUGCAGCAGAUGUAAUCCCUCCUAGGCAGAGGCCAAUAAUAAUAUUUAGUACUUUUCCUCU